Molecule: messenger RNA, 2127 nt
Organism: Oncorhynchus masou masou (cherry salmon)
Lineage: Eukaryota; Metazoa; Chordata; Actinopteri; Salmoniformes; Salmonidae
Exons: 6
Coding region: 148-1587 (479 amino acids)
Source: RefSeq, a predicted model, not a curated record
GGACGGACUGACGGGGAACGUUCACCAGGAGAAGGGAAAGAGAAAACACAUACAAUCAUCAUAUAAAAUCUAUUAGAUUGUCAAAAUAACACAACAUCUGGACAGAUGAUGACUUAAACCAAGGGGGGGGGAUUCAAAUCACCAACAAUGGCCAAUACAGGUAGGUGCUGCGCCAGUCUGGAGCAGCCCAAGGCCCUGAUGAAGAUGGGCCUGAGUAUGGUGCUUGUAGGACACGUCAACUUCCUACUGGGGGCGCUAGUCCACGGGGCUGUGCUGCGACACAUCAACCUGAACACACGAGCCCACACCGUGGCGUACUCCAUAUCUAAUAUAAUGGCACUCACUACUGGACUAGUGGGUGUUGUUGUAGGAACGCUGACCAUCCUCCGGUCUAAUAACAAGAAGAGCAGAGUGCUGACAUGGUCGUUGUUCGUGGUCAGCCUGUUUGGUAGUCUCCUGGCCACAGCGUCUGUGAUUGGCCUCACCGUUUCUGUGGUGAGGGUCACAGUUAAUGGUGGGCGGAGCCUCCUGACUCACUGCCGGUUCCCCAACGCUAUUGGCUACGCCAGCAUCACUAACGAGUGCCCUUUCGACCACACACGCGUUUAUAGCAUGACACUGAUCCUGUGGGUUCCUCUGAUCGUGAUCUGCAUUGUCCAGCUGGUUUUGUCAGUGCGGUGUUUCUCUGUGUGUGUUUCUUUCCUGGGUCUACCCUGCUUCCCUCGCAAGAUCAGGCUCAGGGACCACGGUAGAACGAUGAAUACAGUAGCACCCGCAGAGCCGCCCUCUCUCACAAGCUCAGUACCCGGUCAUCCCCUUCAUCUACACCUUCUUCAGCCAGACUCGCCUCAUCUCAAGUCCCAGCGGCAGCCUCUUCCUCCUCCUCCUCUUCAUCACUCGGACCCGCCUCAUCUCAAGUCCCAGCGGCAGCCUCUUCCUCCUCCUCCUCCUCUUCAUCACUCGGACCCGUCUCAUCUCAAGUCCCAGCGGCAGCCUCUUCUUCCUCCUCCUCCUCUUCAUCACUCGGACCCGUCUCAUCUCAAGUCCCAGCGGCAGCCUCUUCCUCCUCCUCCUCUUCAUCACUCGGACCCGCCUCAUCUCAAGUCCCAGCGGCAGCCUCUUCCUCCUCCUCCUCUUCAUCACUCGGACCCGUCUCAUCUCAAGUCCCAGCGGCAGCCUCUUCGUCCUCCUCCUCCUCUUCAUCACUCGAACCCGUCUCAUCUCAAGUCCCAGCGGCAGCCUCUUCCUCCUCCUCCUCUUCAUCACUCGGACCCGUCUCAUCUCAAGUCCCAGCGGCAGCCUCUUCCUCCUCCUCCUCUUCAUCACUCGAACCCGUCUCAUCUCAAGUCCCAGCGGCAGCCUCUUCCUCCUCCUCUUCAUCACUCGAACCCGUCUCAUCUCAAGUUCCAGCGGCAGCCUCUUCCUCCUCCUCUUCAUCACUCGAACCCGUCUCAUCUCAAGUCCCAGCGGCAGCCUCUUUGUCCUCAGCAUCAGAAUCAGAGAGGAAGUUCAGACAGGUGGUCUGACGAGGGGCAGCUGGUUCCCCCAGAGGAACAUGAGCUGCUGGAACAAGGUUUCUGGAUAUAAUGACGAUGACGAUGAACACCCAGAUACUGCUCCAUACCCCGUCUAUAUAAUCCCGAACCCAGAUACUGCUCCAUACCCCGUCUAUAAAAUCCCUAACCCAGAUACUGCUCCAUACCUGUCUAUAUAAUCCCUAACCCAGAUACUGCUCCAUACCCCGCCUAUAUAAUCCUUAACCCAGAUACUGCUCCAUACCCCAUCUAUAUAAUCCCUAACCCAGAUACUGCUCCAUACCCGUCUAUAUAAUCCCUAACCCAGACACUGCUCCAUACCUGUCUAUAUAAUCCCUAACCCAGAUACUGCUCCAUAUCUCGUCUAUAUAAUCCCUAACCCAGAUACUGCUCCAUACCCCGACUAUAUAAUCCCUAACCCUGAUACUGCUCCAUACCCCAUCUAUAUAAUCCCUAACCCAGAUACUGCUCCAUACCCCGUCUAUAUAAUCCCUAACCCAGAUACUGCUCCAUACCCCGUCUAUAUAAUCCCUAACCCAGAUACGGCUCCAUACCCCGUCUAUAUAAUCCCUAACCCAGAUACUGCUCCAUA